UUCACUUAGUCCCAGAGGCUAAACCUACUCCACGAUGAGCUUUGACAUCUCCCAACUCGACACAACCGAGAGGGCGAUGUAUGACGCCAUCAACGCCGUCGUGGAAGGUACGAAAGAAGACGUCGCUAGGAUGGAAUCAAACCUAGACGUUUUGUGGUUGUUGUUCGGAGCAUAUCUAGUAUUCUUCAUGCAGUGCGGUUUUGCGCUGCUUGAGGCCGGAUCGGUUCGCGCGAAGAACACGAAAAACAUCCUUCUGAAAAAUGUUUUGGACGCCUGCUUGGGUGGCCUGAUCUGGUGGACCAUCGGGUUUCCCAUCGCCCUCGGUGAUGUGGGUGGUCAAACGGAAGCGAACCACGGCAAACCAUUCUUCUUGGAUCGACUGCAAGGUAGUUCGUCUUCUACGUACUACGCGAUGUGGCUGUUUCAAUGGGCUUUCGCAGCGACCUCCGCAACUAUCGUAUCAGGGGCCGUCGCUGAGCGUUGUGCUUUUUCCGCGUACCUUUCCUACACGUUCGCGUUAACUGGUUUCAUUUACCCUACUGUUGUGUACUGGGGUUGGGGAAACUUUGGCUUCCUAUCUGCUUAUACUGCAGAGAAGCCAUACCUUGGAGGAAACGGCUUGAUUGACUUUGCAGGGUCAGGAAUCGUCCAUAUGACAGGCGGGGGUGCUGCCUUGAUGGGUGCUAUUUUCCUAGGACCAAGAACUGGGCGCUUCGCCCCUCGGACGGGAGAAGUUCAAGAUAUGCCUGGUCAUUCAACGGUCCUCGCCGCCCUUGGAACCUUUAUUCUAUGGUUCGGUUGGUAUGGUUUUAACCCUGUGUCAACCCUUGCUUUCUCGCACAUGCAGCACGCCGCCCGCGCCGCAGUUGCCACGACUUUAUCUGCAUGUUCUGCGGGCGUGACAACAUUAGCAAUACACGUACUAGGUAAAAAUACUCCGGAUGUUUCACCGGCACUAAAUGGCAUCUUAGCGGGCCUUGUUUCCAUAGCCGGACCUUGCGCAGUCGUAGAUGCAUGGGCAUCUGUCAUUAUUGGUUUCAUCGGGGCAUUUGUAUACUUUGUGUCUUCCAGACUUUUAUUGAGGCUAAAGAUAGAUGAUCCUCUGGAUGCAUCACCCGUGCAUUUAUUCUGCGGAAUCUGGGGUGUCCUCGCUUCUGGGCUAUUUGCAAACAAAGAAUUUACAAACUCUGUGUAUGGAACUGACUACGGAGAGGACGCUUAUGGUUUUUUAAUGGGUGCCAAUGGUACGCAACUCGGAGUUCAGGUGGUUGGCGUUCUUGUGAUAGGCAGCUGGACAUUUGUGAGCUCCGGAGUUGUUUUUUUCACUCUCAAGGCAACAAAAUUGCUGAGAGUAUCUGCCGAGGAUGAGGACGCCGGCCUAGAUUCUUCCCAUCACGGAGGGGAUGCAUACAACUUCGCAUCGGGGAAGCUAAAUCGUAAUUGACUUGUCAGCUAGGCAGUCGUUGUCAAGUCGCAAGGAGCUUGUAAACGACCAUAUAGUGAGCCAAAAUGACACGAUAAGAACUGCGGGGCACGAUGUAAAUACUUUUGAAAUUAAUUCCGAUGUUGUCUUAUGUUGCGGAAGACAUGAAGUCAUCGAUUCUGUUUCGUGAGAAUCAGAGACCCGCCGUAUAUUGUUCGAUCUGUUUUUUGAAAGUCUCGUUUACCUUAGAAUGGUAGGCCAUGUAUGAAUCACUUUGCUGCUGAAGUGUUGCUUUUUCUUGCACAUGCCUAGCUAGUAAUGACUGCGUCGUCUGUUCUUCGAAUUGCAUGUAAUAGUUACGAACAUUUGCCUGC
Micromonas commoda is the source of this 1797-nucleotide messenger RNA. Its product is annotated as ammonium transporter channel family. Gene Ontology annotation, molecular function: ammonium channel activity. Bases 35 to 1444 code for a protein of 469 amino acids. Gene Ontology annotation, cellular component: membrane. Gene Ontology annotation, biological process: ammonium homeostasis; ammonium transmembrane transport. The record is from RefSeq and is a predicted model, not a curated record. The transcript has 3 exons. Lineage: Eukaryota; Viridiplantae; Chlorophyta; Mamiellophyceae; Mamiellales; Mamiellaceae.